This is a messenger RNA of Scleropages formosus (Asian bonytongue), 1855 nucleotides long. Its product is annotated as potassium voltage-gated channel subfamily S member 2. The transcript has 3 exons. NCBI's taxonomy places the organism in Eukaryota, Metazoa, Chordata, Actinopteri, Osteoglossiformes, Osteoglossidae. Gene Ontology annotation, molecular function: protein binding; delayed rectifier potassium channel activity. The coding region runs from base 360 to 1832 and encodes 490 amino acids. The record is from RefSeq and is a predicted model, not a curated record. Gene Ontology annotation, biological process: protein homooligomerization; potassium ion transmembrane transport; action potential. Gene Ontology annotation, cellular component: voltage-gated potassium channel complex; membrane.
CCCUGUGAACUUCUAUGUAAUUAUGUCUAUAUUUUAUGAGCUCCAUCGUCUCCAAGGCGACGGGAAGCUUAGCCUAAGUUGAGCGCGGUCGCGCGAUCUGUAAACGGGACUCUUUUUUCUAUCUAUCUCACCUGUCACUGACCUCUGGGCUCGGCUCCCGUCCUCAUGCAUUCUUUCGUUCAAGUGCGAUUUUGGUUAACAUUUCAUAGCCCGCGCAUCCCAAGCAGAGAGCUCCAGAUCUUUUGAAUUAUUGAUACACUUUAUUUUUUCCACCCAUUUUGCAUGUGGAGCAUAUUGAAUAUUCUCCAGCGCGUAGUGGAGUGGAGACGCACCGACGGUGAAGCUCCGUGAAUGGAAGCAUGGUGAAUGAAACCCUCCCUAGCUGGGACUCGGUCGUGGAGGACCAACUGGUUCACAUCAAUGUUGGCGGACUGAAGCAGAGCCUGAACUCCAGCACACUACGCAAAUUCCCUGACACGCGCUUGGGACGGCUGCUAACCUGUGACUCCGAAGAGGCCAUCCUGCAGGUUUGCGAUGACUACGACGUGCAGCGGAAAGAGUUCUACUUCGACCGCAAUCCAGGCCUCUUCCCAUAUGUGCUGCAUUUCUACCAGACUGGAAAGCUGCACAUCAUGGAGGAGCUGUGUGUCUUCUCCUUCUGCCAGGAGAUUGAGUACUGGGGCAUCAACGAGUUCUUUCUCGACAGCUGCUGUAGCUACCGCUACCAUGACCGCAAACUGGAGAGCAGACACAAGAGCUGGGAUGAGGAAAGUGACGUCAGCAGCAUCGACACCUCGAUGGACGAGAUUUCUGACCUUAACAAGGAUAUCCAGCACUUCCAGGAUAUGAGGUGUGGGAAUGUAAGGAAGUGCCUUUGGCUCACCCUGGAAAAUCCUGGCUACUCCAUUCCUAGCAAGAUCUUUAGCUUCGUGUCCAUUGCUGUCGUGCUCACCUCCAUCGCAACCAUGUGCAUCAACAGCAUCCCCGAGUACCAGCACUUUGAUGAGAACGGCAAGCUGAUGGAAGACCCAACAAUGCAGGCUCUGGAGAUCUUCUGCAUCUGCUGGUUUACCUUUGAAGUGGUGACGCGUAUGUUGCUGGCACCCAACAGGCACAAGUUCUUCUUCCACCCGCUGAACAUGAUCGACAUUGUGUCUGUGGUGCCCAUUUACGUCACGCUUCUCGUGGACCUCAUAGCCGAUAGCGAGUCUGAGCUGGGAAACUUGGGGAAGCUGGUGCAGGUCCUCCGGCUCAUGAGGAUCUUCAGGGUGCUGAAGCUGGCCAGGCAUUCCACAGGUCUGAGGUCCCUUGGAGCCACACUGAAGCACAGCUACCGGGAAGUGGGCAUCCUCCUGCUAUACCUGGCAGUGGGUGUGUCGGUGUUCUCAGGUAUGGCCUACACCGCUGAGUACGAGGAGGACGUGGGGCUGGAUACCAUCCCGGCCUGCUGGUGGUGGGGCACUGUCAGCAUGACCACUGUGGGCUAUGGCGAUGUGGUCCCUGUCACUGUGGCCGGCAAGCUUGCUGCCUCCGGCUGCAUCCUGGGUGGGACCCUGGUGGUGGCUCUGCCCAUCACCAUCAUCUUCAACAAAUUCUCCCACUUCUACCGGAAGCAGAAGGCUCUGGAGGCCUCCGUGCGCAACAGCAACAAGAAGAGGUCCAUAGCCCCGCAGGUUGAGGUGGAUGCCGGGUCCGAAGGGGACAGUCAGUGCUUGGAGGACCUGGAGGAGGACAUGGAAGUGGGGCAGGACAGGGAAGAUGAGGGAGGAGUGGUGAAUUAUAGCUAUGUUGAUCACCCACUUCCCUGGGAGAGGAGGUUCUCUGUUGUAUGAAGGAAGGCACCAUGCUAACUCUG